AUGAAUGGCCCUUCGAAGGAAACCCCAGAGUACCAGCUCUUGAUCGAUGGCAGGUUUCAACUAUCAUCACAUGGAAAGAUCUUCGAGUUGAACAGUCCCUACACCGAUGAAAAAGUGGCAGAUGUAUAUGAGGCCAACGAGACAGACGUGGAUGAGGCAGUUGCAGCAGCCAAGGCUGCAUUCCCAGCGUGGCGGGAUCUCUCCCCAGCAGACAGAGGAGAAGAGUUUGCGCGCUUGGAGGCUUUGUCUACUGGGAAGCCAGUGUCUCGAAACUUCGACUCCAGCAUUGCCAUUGAGACGUUUAAUUAUUUCGCCGAGGCAGGAUGGACAGUUCAGGGUUCAUCCAGCAGAAACACCCCCGGCUACCUCAAUAUCACGGUAAAGGAACCGUACGGCGUCGUGGCAGCCAUCAUCCCUUGGAAUCUGCCGCUGGCAUUCUUUGCCAUGAAGAUUGCUCCGGCGGUGGCGGCUGGAAACACCAUUGUUUUAAAGAGCAGGGAAAAGUCGCCUCUAACAAUAGGCCUGGGAGCCAAGCUGAUCGUCGAGGCUGGAUUCCCACCCGGCGUGGUGAACAUACUCCAUGGCUAUGGCCCAACAACCGGCAACGCGAUAGCGUCACACAUGGACAUUCGCUGUAUCAGCUUUACCGGCUCCAGCCUCACAGGCCGAAAGAUCCAAGCCGCUGCGGCCAAGGGGAAGACCCCCGCCAUUAUCUUCGAUGAUGCGGACCUCGAAUCCGCCGCUGCGCAGACCCAGUUCAGUGUGCAACUCUUCAGUGGACAAACCUGCAUUGCGAACUCGCGUAUUUAUGUGCAUGAAACAGUGGCGGAAAGGUUCCUCGGUUUGUUCAAGGAGAGAUAUGGCGCUGCUGUACUUGGCGAUCCGUUGAAUACCUCGACAGAUCAAGGACCGCAUGCUGAUAGAGUCCAGUAUGAGCGGGUCAGAGCAUAUCUCGCCAUUGGGGAGAAGGAGGGUCUGAAGCGGACCCUUGGUGGUGAUGCGAAGGAUGGAAACUUUAUCAGGCCCACUGUGUUCGCGAAGGUGCCCGAGGACUCGCAGAUCAUGAAAGAGGAAGUAUUCGGUCCUGUUGUGGUCAUCAAGACGUUUUCGAAGGAGGAGGAAGUCAUCAAGAAGGCGAAUAAUGGUGAAUCUGGUUUGUAUGCGUCCGUCUUCACGAAGAACAUCGACCGGGCUGGUUUUAAGGGCAGUGGUAUCGGUCGCGAGGGUUAUCUUCAUAGCUUGGAUAGCUAUCUGGAAACUAAAGCUAUUCUGAUCAAGACACGAUAA
Messenger RNA from Aspergillus homomorphus CBS 101889, 1287 nucleotides. RefSeq names its product aldehyde dehydrogenase. The transcript has 7 exons. NCBI's taxonomy places the organism in Eukaryota, Fungi, Ascomycota, Eurotiomycetes, Eurotiales, Aspergillaceae. Gene Ontology annotation, molecular function: aldehyde dehydrogenase (NAD+) activity. The record is from RefSeq and is a predicted model, not a curated record. The coding region runs from base 1 to 1287 and encodes 428 amino acids.